CGAGACUUGAGAGUUGUAGAACAAGCUCAUAUAUAAAUAAACCAUCAUCAUCACUUCAUCAUCCAGAUCAGCAACCCAGAUAAUAAUUUCUGUUUUCUGACUUCACAAACCAAUCCUCUUAACCCCUAUAAUUACUUUUUUAUGGGUGAAAAACCCCACUAAUCACAAAAUAAUCCUCUAAAGCCCACUAAUUACAUUUUCUCUCUCCUCAUUUCUCACCCACCAAAACACCAGACAGCCAUAAUUUCUUUCUUCCCUUCAAAAUCCGAUCUUUCUCCCAAGUCCCAAAUAAUUUCUUGGAUUUGAAGAAAAAUGUUUGAUAUUAUACUAGACAACUUUAGAAUACCUUGGCUUAUUUGGAUUCAAAUUUUUAUCAUGUUUCUUUUAACCCUCAUUAUUCUUUUCUGUUACUUUGGUUUUAUUGUUCUUGAUUCUUCUUUAACCACUAAUUCUCAUACUACUAUUUCUCCUAAUUUGAAGAUUUCUCACAGCUGUUCUCCAAGUACCCAGGUGCGGAUUUCACCUGCAUUCUUUGUUUCUUCUUCUCCGAGUACCCAGGCAACUGUAAACCAUGAUGCUAGGGAAGAAAUAGCUACCACAGCUAGCAACAGGUUGAGGCGUUUAGAGAACAAUUCAGAAAGGGAUGGCUCCUCCAUAAAGGACAUAGCUCCUUCUCCUGUUGCAGAAAGAUUCUUCCACCCAUGCCGUUACCUUGAUCUUGCAAGACAAGCUUUCCUCAAAUGUUUAGGUCUGGGUUCAGGAUCGCACAACUGUAAUGACGAAGAACAUGAACAUGAAGAUUGAUGUAUGUGAAUCCGCCAACUAGUCUCACUUUCUCCAUUAUAUUUUAGAUAAAAAUCAGGGUAACAUAUUUUACAAUUGCAAUUGUUCUGGUAGAAAGCACCCCUUUGCAUAGUAACAUAACUGUACAUGUACGGAUUGGAGGGACAAAGCAACUAGGAAUAUGAAAUUGAAGGCAUGUGUAUAAAAUUGGUGUCUUGACAUCUUUUUAGAACUUAUUCCUUGACAAGGACACAGGAGGUUUGCGAUAGAAUGAGAUUCAGAACUGCAUUAAGUGGGAAAAUGCCAGUGUAAUUUCGAGGCAAUGGUCUUAUCAUUUUUGUCAUCUGGCCAGCCUCAUAUGAAUGAUUUUGUAAUUAUACAAAGAAUUGAUUCAGAUUAGUAUCUUCUUCUGUGGUAAAUGAAGUGUGAACGUUGAUAAUUGUUAAUAUCUAAUGUCUGAUCUUGUGAACACUGUCAGUGAUUCUUACCCGUUUUGUAUUUCCGCCUUCUGAUCGAGGUUACUGAAUUUUUUCUUCGGAUUCUUCCCAGAUCUGCAUGAGGUGUUGUACUCUUGUAAUUUUCUGCACUUCUAUUUGAGAUGAUAGUCCUAUAUGGCUAUAUAUACUGUGUUGAAAAA
Messenger RNA from Beta vulgaris subsp. vulgaris (sugar beet), 1420 nucleotides. RefSeq lists its product as uncharacterized. The coding region runs from base 313 to 804 and encodes 163 amino acids. Lineage: Eukaryota; Viridiplantae; Streptophyta; Magnoliopsida; Caryophyllales; Amaranthaceae. The record is from RefSeq and is a predicted model, not a curated record. The transcript has 2 exons.